GACCUCACGGACCGACAUUCUCGCCGCGCCAAUAUUCCUACCUUCAACACCGCCUCCGCGCCGGGUCACUCCACCGCCGAUAUGGCCACCUCCGGGACCUUCGAUAUGAACUUUACCCCCCUUCUUCCCUCUCAGCUGCUCCUUGGCAGUCCCUUCCAGCCUGGAACCCCUUCCGCUUUUACUUCGCCGCAGUUUACCAACUUUGGUGGUUUCUCUCAGCCCAAUGCGCCCGCACAUCCUCAGAACCCCCAGAACCAGAUCGGAAGUCCGACACAGGGUACGCAAAACGGUCUAUACUCGGGAAUGAUGCCGGCCGACGGCAUGGGUAACCAGCAGUACAUGAAUGGUCCGCAGUCGCCCAUUAACGGCAGUAUGGGAGGUUUGGGAAAUGCCGCCUUUGGAAGUCCCGCGGCGUCGGUCACCCCGGGCCUUUUGUCGGGAACGAGCCGAACCGUGUACCUGGGUAACAUUCCCGCCGAAACGUCCGCUGAAGAGAUCCUCAACCACGUCCGCAGCGGCCAGAUCGAGUCGGUUCGCCUCCUCCCUGACAAGAACUGUGCCUUCAUUUCCUUCCUCGACAGCAACUCAGCCACCCACUUCCAUUCCGACGCGAUCUUGAAGAAGCUUGCAAUCAAGGGUAAUGAUAUCAAGGUCGGCUGGGGGAAGCCUUCGCAAGUCCCCACGUCCGUGGCGCUCGCAGUGCAGCAGUCUGGCGCAUCGCGCAACGUCUACCUUGGUAACCUGCCCGAAGAAAUGAGCGAGGAUGAGCUGCGGGAGGAGCUAGGCAAGUUCGGUCCCAUCGAUACCGUGAAGAUCGUCAAGGAGAAGGCCAUCGGAUUCAUUCACUUCCUGUCCAUCAGUCACGCAAUGAAAGCCGUGACCCAGUUGCCCCAGGAGGCCAAGUGGCAGGCUCCUAAGCGGGUCUUCUACGGCAAGGACCGCUGCGCCUACGUGUCCAAGACGCAACAGCAGAACGCCGCCCAGUUUCUGGGGAUUGCGCCGGGAUAUGCGCAUAUCCUCAACUCCGCUGACCGCGAUCUGAUCACGAACGCUCUCGCCCAGCAGUCUGUUGCGGCGGCCGCCGUCGCCACGACCGCUGGAGGAGUGAACAACCUAGGCAACCGCACCAUCUACCUUGGAAAUAUUCACCCCGAGACCACCAUCGAGGAGAUCUGUAACGUGGUUCGCGGUGGUCUGCUACACCACAUUCGUUACAUUCCCGACAAGCACAUCUGCUUCGUUACCUUCAUUGACCCGACCUCCGCCGCCUCUUUCUACGCACUGAGCAACCUGCAAGGUCUGAUGAUCCACAACCGUCGGUUGAAGAUUGGCUGGGGCAAGCACUCAGGUCCUCUCCCGCCGGCCAUCGCCCUGGCUGUCAGCGGUGGUGCCUCGCGUAACGUGUAUGUCGGCAACCUGGACGAGACCUGGCCUGAGGACCGCCUCCGCCAGGACUUCUCGGAAUACGGCGAGAUUGAGCUGGUCAACACGCUUCGCGAGAAGAGCUGUGCUUUUGUCAACUUCACCAACAUUGCUAAUGCCAUCAAAGCUAUUGAAGGCAUGCGCAACCGUGAAGAGUAUCGCCGGUUCAAAAUCAACUUCGGCAAGGAUCGCUGUGGAAACCCACCGCGCCAGACCGGUUCCCAGCCUAACCGCAAUGGAGCCGGCAUUGACGGUCCGCAAUCGCCAUCGCCAGCGCUCAACGGCUUCCACCAGAAUCUCAGCCAGUCCGGCUCGCAGUCCAGCCCCACACACCCUGCGCUGUCGCCAGCGCCGGGCUCGACCGGCUCUCAGAACGGACAACGCCACCACCCGUUGCAGACAGUGUCGUCGCCAUCCGGGGUUCUGAACGUGGGUGCCAACAACCCGUUGACUAUGUACCUGAACCAAAUGUCCGCUCAGCAGACACAGGAGCAGGAGAACCGACUGAAUGACCCGAUGUCCUUGGCGGCUCUGCAAUCCCAAUCGCAGCCCCGGCCUCCGACCCCGCAGCCGCUGUACAACGGUUCCAGCCCGGAUGAGCUUACCAAUGGCAGCAGCAUCGAACCCCCGAUGCAUCAGCACAAGCCAUCCGCCAACGGGUAUUUGAACGUCUCCACUGGCCCCUCGGGACCCGGUCACCAUGCUACUGCAAGCACCAGUAGUUUGAGCGUGCCUCGUGCGCAGCACUCGCGGGCUGUUAGUUUGCCUUCGUUCUCCCAGGAGCCAUUUGGUCCCGUGUCCCAACCCGGACACGGCCGUCCAGGCAUCUCCCACGGACCGCAAGCUAGCUUCUCCAGCUUUACCUCUGCUUUGGGUGGACUUAACCACUCUGGCUUUGGCCUGGCCAUCCAGAACGACAACCACCUUCCCGGCUGGGCUGAAGAAGAAAUUGGUGCCAAAUAA
Molecule: messenger RNA, 2385 nt
Organism: Aspergillus chevalieri
Lineage: Eukaryota; Fungi; Ascomycota; Eurotiomycetes; Eurotiales; Aspergillaceae
Product: putative differentiation regulator (Nrd1)
Exons: 1
Biological process (GO): mRNA splicing, via spliceosome
Cellular component (GO): cytoplasmic stress granule
Molecular function (GO): mRNA binding
Source: RefSeq, a predicted model, not a curated record